This is a messenger RNA of Bacidia gigantensis, 1053 nucleotides long. RefSeq lists its product as uncharacterized. The transcript has 3 exons. Gene Ontology annotation, cellular component: Rab-protein geranylgeranyltransferase complex; cytoplasm. The record is from RefSeq and is a predicted model, not a curated record. Gene Ontology annotation, biological process: protein geranylgeranylation. Gene Ontology annotation, molecular function: Rab geranylgeranyltransferase activity. NCBI's taxonomy places the organism in Eukaryota, Fungi, Ascomycota, Lecanoromycetes, Lecanorales, Ramalinaceae. Bases 1 to 1053 code for a protein of 350 amino acids.
AUGGCAAGCAUUCAAAAUUACGAAUACGAUGCCUCGACCCUCCAGCUGACCUCCAGGCUGCUAAAGCAGAAUCCCGAGUUCUACACGAUAUGGAAUCAUCGCCGCCGCAUCCUCAGCGAUAUCAUUAGCCAACUUCCUUCCAGUAACCCACAACAUACUACCGGCAGCCUUGAGAAUCCCGAUUCCGUUAUCUCACGUCUCAUUUCAAACGAUCUUUACUUCACCUUACCCCUGCUCCGCAAGUUCCCAAAGUGCUACUGGAUAUGGAACUACCGGUCAUGGCUUCUCCAGCAAUGCAACGCUCUACUCCCCUCAUACAUAGCGCGUCAAUUCUGGGAAGAUGAGCUGACUCUUGUUGCUAAGAUGCACGCGUUAGAUAGCCGCAAUUUCCAUGGGUGGGGCUAUCGUAGGGGCGUCGUUGCUGCACUAGAUAGUCCUGCUUUGCAAAUCGGCUCCACCGAGAAUCAAGUGGUGGAUAAUGGUGAAAGCGAUGGGACAAAAGAGGGUGGUGAGAAGCCGGGCAGUUUGACUGAAGAGGAAUUCGAGUACACGACGACAAUGUUGGACUUCAACCUUUCAAAUUUCUCAGCGUGGCAUCGAAGAAGUAAAGUGAUUCCUCGCCUUCUAGAUGAGAGAAAUGCAGGUAAGGACGAAAGACUGAAGCUGCUAGAUGAAGACUUAGAGUGGAUACAAGGCGCCCUAUGGGCGUCUGGGGACGACUCGAGUCUAUGGUUCUACCACCAAUUCUUGUUGUCAAUUUUCGACCCCGAUUCGGCUGAGAGUUCGAUCGUGAAGGACAUUACGGCAGAAGAGAGGAACACAUACGUAGCUGACGAACUGCAGAAAGUAAACGACAUGUUAAAAGGCGCGGAGGAUUGCAAGUGGAUCUAUCUGGCAUUGAUUCGUAUGGGGAUGCUGCAUCGGAAAUUGACAGGGAAGUGGAAGACGGAGAGACAGAAAUUGGUGGAGUAUAUUAAGAUUUUGCACCAGGUGGAUCCAUUGAGGGCCGGGCGGUGGCAGGACCUAAAGAAAGAAUUGGAGGCGUGGGAAUGA